Populus euphratica (Euphrates poplar) is the source of this 1781-nucleotide messenger RNA. RefSeq names its product Tetratricopeptide repeat (TPR)-like superfamily protein. Gene Ontology annotation, cellular component: mitochondrion. NCBI's taxonomy places the organism in Eukaryota, Viridiplantae, Streptophyta, Magnoliopsida, Malpighiales, Salicaceae. The transcript has 3 exons. The record is from RefSeq and is a predicted model, not a curated record. The coding region runs from base 108 to 1337 and encodes 409 amino acids. Gene Ontology annotation, molecular function: protein binding.
UAAAUCAAGAACAUUUUGCACAUGGCAGGCCAAGCACCCUCCCAUGUUCGAAGAAGAAUCAAGUAGCCCUUGAAACCCAAAAGAAAACACUCACUUACACACAGCUCAUGGCAUCUGGGUCGCUCUUCCUCUCUCUCACAAGAUCCAAACUGAGAUCUCUAUGUGCAUUAGAGAAAUGGAAACCUGUUAGGUUUCUUUCUUCAGGUGGUGCUUUAAGAAGUGAAAGUGAAUUCCUUGAAGAAGAGGAAUUGAAAUCAAAGGAAAAUGAAGAUGACUUGAAGGGUAGAAUUUUCAGGCUUAGACUACCAAAGAGAAGUGUAACAAAUGUUAUAGAUAAAUGGGUCAGGGAAGGAAACACUGUUUCUGCUUCUGAGUUAAGGCAUAUCUCUAAAGAGCUAAGGAAGUCUCAGCGUUUCAAGCAUGCACUUGAGAUAUCAGAAUGGAUGGUAACACAUGAAGAAUUUGAGUUAUCAGACACUGACCAUGCAAGCCGUAUUGACUUAAUGACAAAAGUUUUUGGUGUUGAUGCUGCUGAGCGCUACUUUGAUGAUCUACCUCUUGCAGCAAAAACUACUGAAACCUACACUGCUCUCCUCCACUCUUAUGCUGCGGCAAAAUUGAUUGAAAAGGCUGAGGAAUUUUACGAGAGAAUAAAGGGAUCAAACUUGUCCUUCUCUGCUCUCAUGUACAAUGAGAUGAUGACUUUAUACAUGUCAGUUGGACAGCUGGAGAAAGCCUCUCAAGUUGUUGAAGAACUGAAACAUCAGAAGGUUUUUCCUGAUAUCUUCACUUACAAUCUCUGGAUAAGUUCAUGUGCUGCGGCUCUAAAUAUUGAUAAAGUUAGAAGGAUUUUGGAUGAGAUGAGCCAAGACUCUGGUGUUAAUGAUGAUUGGAUGAGAUACAUUAAGAUAGCGAACAUAUAUGUCACAGCAGGUCAUCUUGUGAAUGCAGAGUGCAGCACUGCCGCUGUAGUUGAAGCUGAGAAAAAAAUCACUCAGAGAGAAUGGAUAACGUAUGAUUUCCUUGUUAUCCUAUAUGCAGGUUUAGGAAAGAAAGAUAAAAUCGACCAAAUCUGGAAAUCCUUGAGAAUGACUAACCAGAAAAUGACGAGCAGAAACUAUGUAUGCAUUCUUUCUUCAUAUCUGAUGCUUGGACAUUUGAAAGAAGUGGGAGAAAUUGUUGAUCAAUGGAAACAAUCUACCACUACAGACUUUGAUAUCUCUGCAUGCAAUAGGCUUCUGGAUGCGAUCUCUUGUCUGGGACUAACUGAAAUUGCCAACAACUUCCAUAUGCUACUGAUCGAAAGGAAUUGUGACCCCAAACAUAUAUCAGAGUAAGCGCUUGACUCGGAUUAUCUUGGCUAGGAAACUAUGACAUUAGCAAUGCCUUCAUAGACAUUCCAUAAGGAGAAUAAAUACACUUGCAUUUCUCACUGGUUUGCUGCAUAUCCAAGAGCAAGAAUUGAUUAUACUGCAAACUAAUAUGCUGUGGUGCGGGUGUGCUACUGGUCAUUUUCUUGAAACUCGGAAAUUCAUAUUUAUGUUUCUUUUUCUUAGUCCCUGUUAAGUCCUUUCGAGCAUUUCAGCACUAAACAACGUAAUUGGAAACGGAACCAAAGCUAUUAGGAUUGGAAUAGAUAAAGAGCUCUAUGUAUCAGGAUUGGAUUCUGAGAGAAGAGAAUAAAUGCAGUUGAUGUUGCUGCUAUUUGUUUUUGGUCGUUCAUGGCUUGUGCUAGUAAAAUCCAUUUUGCAGAUGUAGAGAUGUUUUCUUUCUGAGACAAA